UUACGAUUUUACCCCUUUUUCGCUUCUAGGUAGAAUCACGCUUUUGACUGCAUUGUUCCCCGGUCAUAAUUAGCUCCCAAUUCCAUGUCGCCAGCCCUGUUCCCUCGUCCUCUGUGGCAAACCCCCAGGACAGUUCUCUAUUUCUUCUCCACCCUAUGUAUUUCCCUUAUUUCUGCCCCCACAUUUCUAAACCAAAUGCUCAAUACCUUCCACAUUUUUCCCAAUUGAAUCAGAGGAUGAGUGAAUGAAGAAAUAUGUUUACUUAUAGCCACCACAGUACAGUUACAACAUGCAGUCACUGCAUCCUGUUCAAAUUGAACCAGGAGAUAGAAGAGGAAGGUCAAGACUGUCUGGAUUACGAGAGUAACUAAUCGGAAUCAUAACUGGGUCCUCAUAACCUACAUAACCUCCACGGAUCUCACUGGAGGGUACCGAAUCCUGUCCUACCUCAACCCGUCCGAAUCCAAUCACACCAAACUCAAGCAAUUGCUCUUCAAUUUGAUCAAAUCCCGUCGCGAAUACGUGAUUUGCGAGUUCAAUUCCUCACUUACUGAGCUAUUUGAAGUGUUGGAGUACGAUCUGGCGACGAAAGGGAAAGCCGAUUUCGCCGACCCGAGCGAGCAUGCCGCUUUCAAUUUCCUCUUGCGGGCCGAAGGAAAUCGAGGAGGCCACCCUCCACACCGUCCGCCUCCCGGCGGCGAUCUUCCAGAGCGACUACCACCGCCUCUACGAAUUCUUCUCCUCCGCGACCGGGUUGGUCCUCGACGAGGCCGAGCAGUCGAGGAUCUCGAGGGACGAGUCCUGCCACAACAUCUUGUUCGCAAUAUGCUUCAACUCAUGGGGUGGGUUCAAGAUCCUUUUACCGAGCUUGAUGAACUGGAUCGGCCGGGCGAGUAUUGAGCUUCUUACCCGACUCGCUUAGGUAUGGAGUUGGAGGAAAGGGCGGGGUCGAGGGUGCAGGGGGUGCAGGUGAUUAUGGCCGGGAAGCGGCAGGGUCGACAGCAGCGGGCAGAGCUAGGGAUGGAAUUGGGAGCUGGUUUGGUUGCGGCUCCGGAUACUAUAACAACACUAUAAGUGUUGUUAUAAUAACAACAAGGGUAAAAGGGUUCAUUAACACAAUAUAUAACAAGAUAGAAUUUAAUUAAUAUAUAUUCGCUGGGUCGCUUCGCCUUUUCCGGUUUCUACAUCCCCCAACUCCGGCCCAAAUUCCGCCUCCCCUGUCCUGCAACGGCGGUAUUUUGAUUCUCGCCGCCUCUAGAAACACGGUUACCGAUUCCGGCGUUGGAGGCGCCGGUCCCCUCCUGUGAUGGGUCGUCAUUUCGAUCGCUCCUCAUCCGAUUCAAAUGCUUUGACGCACCCUCCGCCACCAAAAUCGCUGGCACCACUCCUCCAGGAGACGACGGAUCUACUACUGAGAGGGAAACGAAAUUGGAAGGGAGGAAAACAAUCUAUCUAUUCAUAUACGAAAUUCGACCAGAGUUUUAAUAUCCGGGAUGCAGAAAGGAUGAGGAGGGAGCUGUAGGCGGUGGAGAGAGAAUUCGAGGAGGCGGAAGCUUCGAGGAAUGAGUUGGAGGAGAAGAUAUGGGACCUGGAAGCAACGAUUGGGAAAAAGUUCAAGGAGCUUGAGGCAGUGGCCAUGGAUUGUAACCAGGAGGCUAGGAGGUUUGUUACUUGACUUUUUCUCCCUUCCUGUGACAUGGGAUUCUUGUUAGUCAAUAUUUCCUGUGAACCAAAUCUCUUCAUGCUUGCUUAGCUUUGUACUAUUUGUGCAUAACAAUGUCCUGGGAAGUACAGUUAACUCCGUUCACAUGUUUGCAGCUUCCUCCUUCUUGACUGAUAGGCUUUUAGAUGCUACCUGUUGUAUGUUCUUGAAGCAUAUACAGGUUUCUGAACCGUUUCAUCAAAUCAUUUAACAGGGGAGAGAAGAGAGGGAUCGGAGGAGUAACCUAGGACCGAAGAUGAUUUGACAGAGAGAAACGAUCGGCGGGAGAGAUUGGGCGUAGUGGAGAAUCUGAAGGAGACUGAACUUGGAGAUGAAGUUAAGGCUGCCGGUGAGCUAUUGGGAAGACGGCCGAGAGAUGGAUGAGACUGACGCUUUGACUCUUCCUCGAUGGACACUUCCCACUAUUAACAUUGUCGAUUCAACCCCAACCGCCAACAAUAAUGGUGAUUGUCCUGGAAAUCCACCUCUGAUGCUCUUAAAUCACUCAUGCAAAGAAGCUUAAUAGAAUGGUCAAGAAAGCAGAAGUAGUGAAGCACAACUUGAUGGCGGUAAAAUAAUAUUAAGGCUUGCGG
Messenger RNA from Linum trigynum, 2295 nucleotides. Lineage: Eukaryota; Viridiplantae; Streptophyta; Magnoliopsida; Malpighiales; Linaceae. The record is from the annotation of a GenBank genome assembly.